AUAUAAUUUAUUUGUUACAUUCUCAAUAGCAUCUCAAAAGAGUAUUUAAAUAACGUGUCCUAUAGUUUUAUUUUCAACAUCAUUCAAAUAACAACAACGUUGUUUACAUGUCCUUGUUAACGGUGGCGCAUCAGAGAGACUCAGGUGAGUUCACCGGAUUCACGGUGAAACGCGACGGUGAAGAUCACGACGACAGUGGUAAUGAAGGUGGAAAUUCAAUGGUUUCAAGAUAUAAUGUUGAUAGAGAAAGAAAUGAAAUGGUUUCAGCUCUUACACAUGUUGCAUCAUCAGGGUCUAAUCAAAUGAGUAAUACUAAUAGUGAAUGGAUUCAAAGAAGUAGUUUUCCUUUGAUAUCAAAUUCUGGAAAUGCAUCAUCAUCUUUAUCUUCAUUUUAUUCUUCGGGUUCGGGAUCAGGCUCGGGGUUAUUCGUGCCGUCUGGAUCAUGGAUUGGUCAGAAAAGAGAGCGUGAUGAAGAAAGUAGUGAUUCUAAUCAGUUUGUAACACAAAAUGUUCCUAAACUCUUUAGAACUGUUAUGGUACCUUCUCAAGGACAAAGAGAAUCAUCUUCAUCAUCAGUAACUGAAGAAGCUCCAGCCACAACAACCAUUGCUGCCGCCACCACAUCAACACCGCCACCACCGUCAUUCGAAGAAAGCGGCGAGACAAGAAGAAGAUACCGAGGAGUUCGCCAGAGACCAUGGGGAAAAUGGGCAGCAGAAAUAAGAGAUCCACACAAAGCAGCAAGAGUCUGGCUAGGAACAUUCGACACAGCAGAGGCAGCAGCAAGAGCUUACGACGAAGCCGCAUUGCGAUUCCGAGGAAGCCGAGCGAAACUCAACUUCCCCGAAAAUGUUAGAUCAAUUAUACCGCCGCAGCCACAACCACAACCACAAUCACUAUCACAUCUUCAAUCUUUCCCGGCCGCGGCUAUUCCCUCUCGAAUACAGCCGCAGCCGGCAUUUCAAGGCUCAUCUGAUAUACUCAGAGACUAUUUAGAAUACUCACAAAUUCUUCAAAGUUCCGGUGAUUUUCAACUAGAACAAAUGCAACAGUUACAACAACAGCAACAACAAUUACAAGCUUCGAAUUUGGUUCAACAAUGGUAUUACAAUUCACAAUUGGCAGCACUUCAAUCUUCAUCAGCUUCAUUUUCACCAUCUACUCAACUUUCCAAUUCCUCUGCUUCAUUUCCUCUGUUUUCUAGUCAACAAAUGGAAUUUUUCCGGCCGCCGGAAAACCGUCCGCCUGGUGGAGGCCGAGGCGGAGGAUCGGUGUUUCCGCCGACAACUUGGUCAGAUACUAGUGGUCUUCCACCACCACCUUAUGGUUGAUCAAUUUGAUAAUAGUCACAAAGUUGAGCCUCUUGAUCCAUCUCACACACACAAAAUAAUAAAUAGUUGUCAAUAAUAUACUAAAUAUUAAAAAAAAAUAUUAUUUUUUUUUUGUAAUAAAAAAAAAAAAAAUUAUUAUGACACUAGGUAAGUUUCAUUCAUAGUUUUUUUGUUUGGUUAUUUUUUCUAUUAUUUUUGUUCCAUCUUUCAUACAAUUGUAUGAAAAAAAUGAAAGAGAAAAAAAUUUGGUGUAUGUUUAUUUUUGUA
Molecule: messenger RNA, 1598 nt
Organism: Vicia villosa (hairy vetch)
Lineage: Eukaryota; Viridiplantae; Streptophyta; Magnoliopsida; Fabales; Fabaceae
Product: ethylene-responsive transcription factor ABR1-like
Exons: 2
Coding region: 108-1331 (407 amino acids)
Biological process (GO): ethylene-activated signaling pathway; regulation of DNA-templated transcription
Molecular function (GO): DNA binding; DNA-binding transcription factor activity
Source: RefSeq, a predicted model, not a curated record